AUGGCGCUCCCACGAUCGCUGCAGUACGUCUGCAGCCUGGUCCUCUUCAUCGCCUGCGCCAAUGCAUUGAAGUUCGACCUGCAAGCAACAUCACAGUCACACGACAGCAAGAAAGAACGAUGCAUACGGAAUUUCGUCGCCAGGGACACAUUGGUGGUGGUGACGGCGAUCGUCAGUGGGACCAAAGGAGAUGGCAUGCGGGUGAACAUGCACAUCCGUGAUGCCGUAGGGAACGAGUACGGCCGGCCACAAGACGUCGCCGGCGAGCAAAGGACAGUCUUCACGUCCCACGCCGACGCCGCGUUCGAUGUCUGCUUCGAGAACCUGUUGACAGGAUCCAGGAACGUCGGCGACACGACCCGCCACGUCGAGCUCGACAUCGACAUCGGCGCCGACGCGAAGGACUGGUCCGCAAUCCAGGCCACUGAGAAGCUCAAGCCGGUCGAGGCUGACCUUCGCCGUAUGGAGGAGAUGGUCUCCGAGGUCGUGGGCGAGAUGGACUACCUGCGGACGCGCGAGCAGAAGCUGCGCGACACGAACGAGAGCACCAACAACCGCGUCAAGUGGUUCGGCUUCUGCACCACCUUCAUCCUGAUCGUGCUCUGGGUCUGGCAGAUCCUGUACCUGCGGGCGUACUUCAGGUCCAAGCACCUUAUCUAA
Messenger RNA from Diaporthe citri, 660 nucleotides. RefSeq lists its product as uncharacterized. The record is from RefSeq and is a predicted model, not a curated record. Bases 1 to 660 code for a protein of 219 amino acids. The transcript is spliced from 4 exons. NCBI's taxonomy places the organism in Eukaryota, Fungi, Ascomycota, Sordariomycetes, Diaporthales, Diaporthaceae. Gene Ontology annotation, cellular component: endoplasmic reticulum; Golgi apparatus; COPII-coated ER to Golgi transport vesicle. Gene Ontology annotation, biological process: intracellular protein transport; endoplasmic reticulum to Golgi vesicle-mediated transport; Golgi organization.